Messenger RNA from Gordionus sp. m RMFG-2023, 1964 nucleotides. Its product is annotated as probable serine/threonine-protein kinase clkA. The record is from RefSeq and is a predicted model, not a curated record. Lineage: Eukaryota; Metazoa; Nematomorpha; Gordioida; Chordodea; Parachordodidae. The transcript is spliced from 6 exons. Gene Ontology annotation, biological process: regulation of sodium ion transport. Bases 32 to 1906 code for a protein of 624 amino acids.
AAAAUAAACCAGCUGCUGUGUACAAUGAACGAUGAUACACACGUUCAAACGAUGCUUUAUCAUAAUUAUUACCAUUCAAAUUAUAAGUAUAACAGAAAAACAUGUAUUUGAUUUUUUGGGGUAUAUGUGGCUGCUUAUUAUUAUGAAUUUUUUUCACAUUAUAUUUUUGAUAUUGGGCUACUUUGGCGUUUAUCAAGAUUAUGAAAAAUAUAUGUCACUGUAUAAAUUUUGGAUGUUUAUUUGGAUUGGAUGGAAUCUCUUGUUAUGUUGCAUUUAUACUGAACUUGGAAUUUUAAAACAAGCAUAUCAUCUGUUGAAUUUCAAUUUGGGCAAUCAAAUAUAUGGUGGUAGGAGUUGGUGGUCUUCUAAACAUAUUUUAUGCACUCUUAGUUCACUUAUAAAAUCAAAUAUUAAAUCCAAACUAUCUGAAUGCACUUUUAAUGGGCAUCUUGUUGAUCUUAUACAUAUUUGCAUACAGCUUUUGUUAGGGGUUAUUGGAUUAAUUAUUGCAUUCUAUUAUGGCUUUUUUCCGCUGACCAAAUUAGGGCACGCCCAAUCUUGGAAUUAUUAUUACAACUCUCGAAAAAAACUAACCACUAACCAACCAUCUGAAAUUGCCACAAUCGCUAACAGCACGCUUAGUACAAUAGUCAAAAGAGAUAGAAAUGGAAAAACAGCUGGCAAGCAUAUCAUUAAUAAUAAUCAUCAAAACACGCCAACGCCAAGCUUGAAUAAGAGAAAAUCUCCCUUCGCUGAUCUUUAUAAUAAUUUGGCUGACUUUGGUCCCAUGAAAAAUAUCGAUUUUGAUGUUGUGCUCAUUAAUGAAACGGAAAAUAUAGAUCGCAAUAUAAAUCAGAAUAAAAGACGGCCGAUAAUGACAACUAACCUUGACGAGAACAGCUUUUCUGACUUGUUUGAUCACAGUUGUAAAAAUUAUAUAAAAAAUAAAAAGAGGGAUGACAUUAAUGUAGCUAUGAAAAGUGAAUUCAUGAUGAACGAAAGGAUGCAAAGACGAUUUUGUGAUUCAUCGUUAUGUUACAGAGGAGAAAGGUACAAGAACGACAUGAAUGGAAUAUCUCCUGGUUCGAUAUCCACCGAUACCACUGGCUACCCUCUCAAUAGCCUCAACAAUGGUAAUAGUGAUGCGGGAACUUUCAGUGACCUUAAUGAUUUUAAUAAUUCUAAUAUUGGGCACAAAAAUAAUUUUCAAAGGGCUCAAUAUGUUAAAAAUGAUACAAAUACAAUGGGCCACAAUUUAAUAGGCAAUGAUAUUAUACUUAAUCGAGAUGAUUCUGAGACAACCAGACAUGGAACGAACUAUGAUAACGACAAUAAUGAUAAUAAUGUAAAAAGCGAUAACGUUUUUAGUAAAAACAGCUUAUCACAGAUUUCUUAUAUUUCAGAACAAUAUAAAGGCAAUGAGAAUAUCAGGAUAUCAGAUAAACUCAUGCAACGCCAAUUGAGCUUGGCCAGAAGAAGGAGAGCUAAUCGAAAUAGCAAUAAGCGUAAGAAGUCUAAUAAAGCUAAAUAUCUGGCAAUAGAAACACAUAACAAAGUAAACUUUUCUAAAAUAAACCCUAUCAAUUGCGAUAAUAAUAUUGCAAAUAAUGAUUAUAAGACUGGUAACGUAUUUAAUAAUGGAUAUAUUUAUAUGUCUAAAGAACCUCAACCUAUCCAAAAUAAUUUAGUACAGCCUAAGACGACAGCUAGCAGUAAUACAAGAAGCAUGUUAAAUGGCUAUAAUUAUGAUCAAAAUAUUAUUAAUAAUGGCCUUAUUAAUUAUAAAAGUAUAAAUACCUUUGAUAGUACCAGCAUCCUUAAUAAUCUUAAAAAUAAUAUAUUUAACCCUACUGAUAGAAGAAGACAAAAUAUCGUUCAUUUAAAAAAUCUCAAUUACCUGCAAUAAAGAAAUUCAACAUUAUAUAUAAUUUUGUAGCUUAUCGCACGUUCGAAUUGUACAUUCC